Tachysurus vachellii is the source of this 2540-nucleotide messenger RNA. Its product is annotated as protocadherin alpha-2-like. Gene Ontology annotation, cellular component: plasma membrane. Gene Ontology annotation, molecular function: calcium ion binding. The record is from RefSeq and is a predicted model, not a curated record. The transcript is spliced from 2 exons. Gene Ontology annotation, biological process: homophilic cell-cell adhesion. Lineage: Eukaryota; Metazoa; Chordata; Actinopteri; Siluriformes; Bagridae. Bases 105 to 2540 code for a protein of 811 amino acids.
UUGACGCGUUGGCUCCAUGUGAGACCCUAAUUAUAUAGCAUAUUGUUCUAGAAAUUCUACAAGUUUGUUUGGAUGCUUUACAUUCUGAGAUUGAAUUUUCUGCAAUGGGCGUCCCUGUCCAAAAAGAGACGGUGUGGGUUCAGUUCAUUGCGGUAUUGUGUUUAUCGGGUUUCUGCACGGGGCAGAUAUCUUACUCUGUGACAGAGGAGACUGAAAAAGGAACAGUUGUUGGAAAUAUCGCAAAGGAUUUAAACGUAAAUUUGCUUGAACUGGAAUCGAGAGGACUGCGGAUUGUAUCGACACACAAUAAGAGGUAUUUUGAUGUAAAUCUGAAGACCGGAGUGCUAUUUGUCAGUGAGAGAAUAGAUAGAGAGGAGCUCUGUAGUAAUGUACUAAAGUGUUUAGUAAACAUAGAAGCCAUUUUAUAUAAUCCCCUAAAUCUCCAUAGAAUAGAGGUGAUCAUAUUAGACAUAAAUGACAAUGCACCGUUUUUCUAUAAAACGUCAUUCAAUAUAAAUAUCACUGAGUCAGCAUAUAAUGGGGAAAGAUUCCCAUUACCAGUAGCUAAAGAUGUAGAUAUAGGGACCAACUCGGUGAAAAGUUACAAGCUGAGCCAAAAUGAUCAUUUCUCUUUGGAUGUACAGAGCGGAGAGCAAACAGUGUCUGCUGAGUUAGUGUUACAGAAAGCUUUAGAUCGAGAGAAACAGCCUUUGAUCCGGUUGACUCUAACUGCUGUAGACGGGGGAAAACCUCCCAAAUCUGGAACGGCGACCGUUGUCAUAAAUGUCGUUGAUGUGAAUGAUAAUACUCCCACAUUUAGCAAACAGCUUUAUAAAGUUCGUGUUUCAGAAAAUGCUCCAACUGCGAUGACAAUAAUAAAACUUGAGGCUACAGAUUUAGAUGACGGUGUAAAUGGUGAGAUUGUGUAUUCUCUGAUUGAGCGCGAUAGUUCAACAUCAUCUGGUUUAUUCAAAAUAGACCAGGACACUGGUGAAAUUACAGUCAAUGGCAAAUUAGAUUAUGAAGAUAAUCCUGCGUUUGAAAUCCGUGUUCAAGCCCGUGAUCGCGGUCAUUCGCCACGUAGUACGCACUGUAAAGUCUUAGUGGAAGUAAUUGACGUUAAUGAUAAUAUACCAGUAAUUUCACUAACUUCUCUUAUGAAUAACAUAAGAGAGGAUUCCCCUGCAGGAUCCGUAAUCGCAAUAUUGACUGUCACGGACGUAGAUAACGGGAAUAACGGAGUUGUUAAAGUAUAUAUUUCGGAUUAUGAAAAAUUUACGCUUAAAUCACCAUAUAAAAAUUAUUAUUCAUUAGUUGUCGAUGGUUCACUAGACAGAGAAAAUAUCUCACAAUAUAAUAUCACUGUAACAGCUACUGAUGAAGGGACUCCACCUCUCUCCAGCACCACUGUCAUUACUGUACACGUCGCUGAUGUAAAUGACAACGCACCACGUUUUCAAGACUCCGUCAUUAAUGUGUAUAUAAAAGAAAACAGUCAGGUUGGAAAUGUUAUUUUUACAGUAUCUGCUUUUGAUCCUGAUAUUGGUGAUAAUUCUAGAAUAUCAUAUUCAUUAGUAGAAAACUCUCAAAAAGCUACUAUUGCAUCAAUGGUAAACAUACAUUCGGACAAUGGUGAUAUUUACAGUCUGCAGUCUUUUAAUUAUGAAGAAUUAAAGACAUUUCAGUUUAGAGUUAAAGCCACAGACUCUGGUGUUCCUUCACUGAGCAGUAACGUGACUGUGAAUGUUUUUAUCCUUGAUGAGAAUGAUAACAGUCCUGUGAUUCUCGCUCCCUUUUCUGAGCAUGAAUCUGUUCACACUGAAAACAUUCCUUAUUCUGCUGAAGCGGGCUAUUUUGUGGCCAAGAUCAGAGCUGUAGACUCGGAUUCUGGAUAUAAUGCACUGCUUUCUUAUCACAUCUCUGAACCUAAAGGAAACAACCUCUUCCGGAUUGGAACCAGCAACGGAGAGAUCAGGACUAAGAGGAGAAUGAGUGACAAUGACCUGAAAACUCACCCACUGGUUAUUUUGGUUUCUGAUAACGGAGAGCCUUCACUGUCAGCCACUGUGUCUGUUGAUGUUGUGGUUGUUGAAAGCAUAGUUGACUUAAAUACUCAGUUUAAACAUGCACCAGUAAGAGAAGAUACUUUUUUGGAUUUAAACAUGUAUUUGCUGAUUGCUGUUGUAUCAGUUUCAGUGAUAUUUUUGAUCAGUCUGAUCAGUUUAAUAGCUGUAAAAUGCUGCAGGACAGACAGUACUUUUAGCAGAUACAGUGCCCCAGUGAUCACUACACAUCCUGAUGGAAGCUGGGCUUACUCCAAAUCCACACAGCAGUAUGACCUGUGUUUUAGUUCUGAUACACUAAAGAGUGACGUAAUGGUUUUCCCUGCACCAUUUCCGGCUGCAGAUACGGAUCUGAUAAGUAUCAAUGAAGGUGACAUCUUAAACAGAACACAGACACUUCCUAAUAAACAUAAGGUAAGACUAAUAUUGUUUUUUGUAUUAUUAUUUUUUUUAAAUCAACUAAUGGUUUUAGCUUAG